AUGGCAGCCGUACAAAAUGAGACCCAUUUUGUGUGUGGAGGCACGCUGAUUCACAAUCGUUUUGUAUUAACUGCCGCUCAUUGCAUAUAUGGUCAAACAAAUUUAUUUGUAGGAUUGGGAGCAUACAGCAAAAGUGAGCCCACCUUUCAGGUCAAAGUCACUGCUGCAAUUAUACACCGUUCGUCGUCCACAUUUGAUUUUCAGUUUGAUGUAGGCCUGCUCAAAUUAUCAAACAGGAUCAAAUAUAAUUCCUUUGGCUGGGGACAAAAAAGUGACAACCUGGAAUCUGAUAUACUUCAAACCAUCACCCUGGACCAUUACAAUGAAAGAGUGUGUAACAGGCGCAUGAAUUUUACCAUGAGUUCGGAACAGAUAUGUGCAGGUGCCUAUAACGGCGACACCUGUGGUGGCGAUUCCGGAGGUCCAUUGAGCACUACUUUGACCGUUAAUGGAUUGCCCCGCGAAGCGCAGAUCGGUAUCGUAAGCUUAGGCCAAAGUACCUGCAAUGGACCGGGCGUGUAUACCAAAGUGGCCAGUUAUGUGGAUUGGAUUCAGAAAAUUAUAUCCAACUUUGAUGAUUCCAAUAAGACACAGCUCGCAAUGCCACAACAAUCUCCGCCGACAAUGGUUAAAGACAUGUGGUUGCACAGCGACUGCGGUGGCGGUACCAUGGCAUCAAUUUUACGGGCCGACAUUUUUGGACAUAACUUCAGGGCCCAUGGAGUGCUGAUCACAGACCGUUUUGUCAUAACCACUGCCAGACACUUAUCGGAAAAUCAUGAUGCGCUCUGGCUCUUUGGCGUUGGCGCAACUGGCAGGCAGGAGCAGAAGCAUCAACAGAAGCAUCAGCAGAGGCAUCAGCACCCAAAGCACCGGCAGGAAAAUCAGGAGCAGGAGCGGCAGGAGUAG
Messenger RNA from Drosophila elegans, 909 nucleotides. Its product is annotated as chymotrypsin-2-like. Lineage: Eukaryota; Metazoa; Arthropoda; Insecta; Diptera; Drosophilidae. Gene Ontology annotation, biological process: proteolysis. The transcript is spliced from 7 exons. The record is from RefSeq and is a predicted model, not a curated record. Bases 1 to 909 code for a protein of 302 amino acids. Gene Ontology annotation, molecular function: serine-type endopeptidase activity.